Clonostachys rhizophaga is the source of this 813-nucleotide messenger RNA. The record is from the annotation of a GenBank genome assembly. NCBI's taxonomy places the organism in Eukaryota, Fungi, Ascomycota, Sordariomycetes, Hypocreales, Bionectriaceae.
AUGGGAAAUCCUAGCAAGGAGAAGGAGGAGGUAAACCACGGCCAGCAAGAUGGCGAUGCUCCACCGCCCUACCAAGAGCCGGCCCACGACGCACCACCAGGUUUCGAAGAGUCAAUUGCAGCUGCGAGGGCCUCUUACAAACGCGACCCAAUCACCGUAAAGUUCCCUGCCAGAUUCACCUGCUUCUAUCACUGGAACUCAUUCACAUUCCACCUCGGCACGUCCAAGAAGGAUCUCCUCUUCGCCGUCUCCCCCGCGAGGCUUUGGGGCCAGAAGGAGACCUUGCUGCGCGCCGGCCCCGAGAAGUCGGACCCGCCGCUGGCCACCGCCGGCACGCUCAAGGGGAGCAAGCAGACCUCGUCUUUGAUAAAGGUACACCCUCAUUCGGGGGGUGACCACAAGGAGGAACUAGAGGUGACCAUGACGGGCGACUAUGAGAGCACCCAUCGAUUUUCCGUCCCUGUGGGCGAGAAGAAACAGCUCGAGUUCUUCGAAUGGCGCAACAGCAGGGGGGCCGAAGUUCGAGAGGUCGCCGAGAAGAAGACAACCGGGUACAAGCUCGUUCGCUUGUCCGACCCGGACGUCGAGCGAGGUGGCAGCCGUCAGGAACGCGACGCGGGAUUCACGAGCGACGGUCGUAGAGUUGUGGCUGUCGCGUUUCACGCGGCCAGCUGGAUGGCUGGUCCGCAGUUUGCCUUUCUCUCGGACACGCUGGGUGAGACGUUUGAGAUUGUCGCCGUCAUGUCGUUUCUGCGGAUAUAUGAGUUGGCAUCACAGCAGGCGGCUACGGCCGGGGCAGUUGCGGCUGCCUGA